AUGACAAACCUAUGGAAGGACCUGGAGAUCUGGACGACUCGAUUCAAAGUUACGCUAAGGUCUUUAACGCAGCCCUCUACUGCAACCCAUCAUUCAUGGCUUUCUCGGUGCAGUUCUUGGUCUGCGCAUCAAACCAGCAUCAACCCCAAUGACCCUAUCCCAAUGCUUUCAUGCAUUGGGUCGGCUCCCAGUUCUCCCCACGCCCUCAAAGAAGCGAUCCGUGGGGGUAUUCGCCUCCCACCCGAGUUACUGGAAAUCAACGCUGCUCUGCGCCGCGAACGAGCUCACGACAUUGACCUGGAGAAAUCCCGCAGGCACCGCUCUAGACGACAGACCGAGGAUCCAAUCGCAUAUGAGCAGCGCGUUACUGCUGAUAAGAAGUCCUGGAGUCUGAAGAACCCCGACAAAGUGCUUUGA
Messenger RNA from Fusarium mangiferae, 417 nucleotides. RefSeq lists its product as uncharacterized. The coding region runs from base 1 to 417 and encodes 138 amino acids. The transcript has a single exon. NCBI's taxonomy places the organism in Eukaryota, Fungi, Ascomycota, Sordariomycetes, Hypocreales, Nectriaceae. The record is from RefSeq and is a predicted model, not a curated record.